CGAAAACACGUUUCUAUUUCGAGAUAAUUUUAGUCGAAUUAUGUUGCACGAAUCGUAACUUGAAAGCAAUAAAAAUGGCAGAAGAAAUUUCCCCAAAACAACAGCAACCCCUCGAUAAUUUAAUCGAAGAACAACUCGAGAACGAAGUGACGAGCGACGAAGAAACCGAAGAAAAUGAUUCCGGACAGCUUCUUAGCAUGGAUAAAAAUUCGAAUUUACAUUUUUCAGCUGCUUUCGGUAUGAUAGACACCAUGAAGCAAGACCUAGAGUCCUCUGAUCAGAAAAUUGACGCUGAAAACUUCAUGGGAUGGACACCCUUAAUGAUGGCCAUUAGAAAUGGUCAUAUUGAAGCCGUGAAAUUAUUAUUAGAAAAGGGGGCCGACAUUACGAGAAAAAACAAACUAGGGGUGAAUUGCUUCAACUUGAGUAUAGCGAAUGGUAAUCAUGAAUUGGUUGAUACAGUUCUUUGUCAUAUGCUGAAAGGUGGCAUUUCAAGGAAUCGGAUUCAAGAAAAUCUAUCACCGAUAUCUUUAGCUAUUGUUUUCAAGAAGACGCACUUGCUGCGAAUUUUAAUUUCACAAGGAUUCGAUCUGAACGCAAUUACUUGGAAAACUGGUUUAACACCUCUCAUGUUUGCCGCAGCAGUAUCUGCAGAUAAGAUAAUUUCGGUAUUAGAAUUAAAAGGCGCUAAUGCAAAAGCAAGAAACUAUAUGGGAGUAAACUACCAAGAUAUACUCCAAUGGCGGCGUCAUGGAUUGGAAAAUAUGAGAAGAAAUUGCAAUGUUAGCAAACCUAAACUUAGCCUGCCUCCCAUUGACAUCAGGAAUAAACCAACUGCGUCAACAAAGGUGAGUCCAGAAGAACAAAUAGUCGACGCAGUUAUAACAAAACCAAUGAUUGAGAAAAUGGCUAGUCCAAUUCCAUCUGGAAACAGUCAAUUGACAAAUGAAAAUAAGGAGUGUACAAUGGAAGUAUGUGGUGUAACACCUAGUAUUCUCGUAACUCAAGAAGUUUGUGCGGCAACUGAGUCUAGUAAUUUCAACGUGGAUGAAAAUAUAGCAAAUGAUGAAAAUGAUCAAAACCAAAUUAAUCGAGUGGAAGGACAUAUCCCGCCUAUAAAUGUCAUUAAACCUCAUCACGUUGCACCUACCAGAUCAACAAAGGAUAAAAAAUUUGUACAACCCCUAGCAGUAAGGAAUGACAGUCCAACUAUUCAUCAUUCUUAUCAGUACCAAUCGCCAUACAACGGUCUGCCUUGUCCCUUAUAUAUUCCUGUCAUGAAUUCGCCUUACGUGUCUAGUCCAGUUACACCAAUUAUGAUACCUUCCCCGUACCCAAAUUUUAUGACUUCCGUUGGUGACUUGCCCCAAAAUUCCCCAAUGAACGUAAUGCCCCCACCUCAGAAUCAAUACCAAUGCGGUCCUCCUGGUCCAUCAAUAUUUUUCCCAAGUCCUAUGACAAGACCCGAUCCAAAUUUUGCAUACGAUACUAAUGCUGUCAACCCUAACCCAAAUUCAUUUAACGGUAGUCCAAUGUUCUACGCUGUUUAUCCCAACAUUCCUAAUAUGCAAAACGUUUAUUCUAUACCUGGACCAAAGCCAUAAGCUUUAUUUUAUUUUAAACAGACUGUAUGUUUUAUACUUAAUUUUUAUUCUUUUUAUUUGUAUAUGUGUUGAACUUUAAAUGCUGUUAUUUAAGCAGUAAAUAUUUUCUUCAUGAAUCCAUACUUGGAAAUAUCUACUUUCUACAAGACUUGAAACAUUUUUUCACUCGUACUAAAUACACCUUUGUAGAAACUGAAUAUAUCGGAUUAUUGAAAAUAAUGGUUGUGUUAUC
Molecule: messenger RNA, 1836 nt
Organism: Coccinella septempunctata (seven-spotted ladybird)
Lineage: Eukaryota; Metazoa; Arthropoda; Insecta; Coleoptera; Coccinellidae
Exons: 3
Coding region: 75-1604 (509 amino acids)
Biological process (GO): regulation of apoptotic process
Cellular component (GO): nucleus
Molecular function (GO): protein binding
Source: RefSeq, a predicted model, not a curated record